GGCCUCACACCACCUCAGUCAGUCGCCAGCACUCGCCGCGAGCACUUCUCUCACCCACGAGCUCUCGCAGAGGUCACAUGUGCCGCGUCUGAGUCCCAGGGACUAGAGUCAAGAGUCCCACACACACACAGAGCUCCCCCAUACCCCAGCAACUAUGAAGGUGGAACGCGCCAGCUCCGUGUGUUCUGACGAUGCCCCAUCGUCCCCAGAUUCCAUCAUGUCUGUUGGGGAGUCGUCUCCGCUGGCGUCCCCACAGCCGUCUCCUGCGCCCCUUACUGAUCCCUACGAUGACCAGAGGCUGUACUCCCCGGCUUACACGGCGCACAGCCCCGCCUACAGCACCACCAGCAGCAGUAGCAGCUCCGGUAGUACUGGGGGCGCAUCUCCUACCUACAGCUGCCCGGCCAGCCCGGGAUACCAGCGGUCCGCCUCGCCCGAUUUCGGCUUCCAAUUCCCUCCCGACUCCGGGUAUCCCGGGGUGGAACAGUUCGGCUGUCAAGCCGAAUUCGUCAGGGCAGUGCAGGACGGGGAUCCCAGAGAGCUGAAGCGCAUCCUGACGCGGUACUCGCAGCUGGUGCAGAUCAACGGCUUCACGGCGGACGGGCAGACGGCGCUGACGCAGUCCUGUAUGGACGGUAACCUGGAGGUGAUCAAGGUGCUGGUGGCCCACGGUGCUUCCCUCCACCUUACUAACCGUGAUGGCUUCUCGCCCCUGCAUCUAGCCUGCUGGCGAGGCAAGUAUGAUGUGAUGCAGUACCUGCUGCGCUCCGCCUCCAGUAGACGGUAGUUGUUGUGAUAUUGUUGCCUCUAGCCUAGUGAUCCGUGCCAUGCGUGUGUUGAGCAGGGAAGCCUUCGCCCUGUGCAAUACUGAGUGUUUGUUGGCGGCCAGAGCUCUCGUGGGGUCUUCUAGAACUGUGAGGACGGCCUAGAACCCUCAUGUGGGCGGCCAGAACAGUGUGGGGGUGGUUGGAGCUCUCGUGUGGGUGGCUUACAGCUCUCGUGGGGGCAACUAGAGCCCCAGCCCUCUUGUCGGCGGCCAGGACCUCCAUGUGGGCGCCUCCCUACAUUCGGCUACAAUCUACAGUCUGUGAUGUUUUGAAGCUGUGUGCCGCCCCUGACAACAUUUAACGUGCCACCGCCAGCCUCCAGCUACCACCGCCUGCCCCUAGCUGCCACCACCUGCCCCAACUGCCAGCAGGCCUUGGUAGCACCGCCCCAUAAGUUACCUCAGUUUUAUUCUCCAAGGGCGGGACCUGUGGCAGCCUUGGGCCCUCGCUGGCAGGGGACGCAAAAGAUGUUACAGCGCCUCUCGUUGAACUCUGUGAUCUACUCUGGUGACCGAACGCGGAAAUUGAGAGGAGUGAUGGGGGUUAGGUGGUGUUGACGCCACAGAUGUGCAAUAUGUGUAGGGCAUCACCCCAGGGUGUGAUGCCAGCUGGUGACGUCGUAGUACUUUUUUUAUGGUGAUUGUGAUACACCCUCCGUAACGAUGUUGUGAAGUGUAUCUGCUGAAGGAGGGUAGGAAAAAAACAUUGUGUUCUGUACUGCGCCAUCUUCGCUGGUAGUGUGUGUACCUGCACCUACUGCAGGUGUGUCGCCACACCUACAGCAGCUGUUCUUCAAGAUCACCCGGUGUUGUGGUUACACCUGCAGACAAACUGUACCUGCAGCAUGUGCCUCAAAGAACCAGUUCUGUGGCUACACCUGCAGGAACAGCACCUCAACACAACCAGGUGUGUGGUCACACCUGCAGCAGCUGUGCCUCAAGACUGCCAGGUGUGUGGUCAUACCUGCAACAGCUGUAUCUCAAAAGUACUCGCAUGCCUUACCUCACAUCCUGCCCUUCUCCUCGCCAACCCUCAUUGUAUAACUGCUCGCCAGCUUCCAGUGCCAUUACGGCGAUUUUUAGCAAGUAAUGUAGAGUUGGUGUGUACUUUGCUAGUGCUUCAGGACACCUUGCACGGCCGGGAAGCUGAGCGGUGUGAGUGUGGCUGGCAGAACCUGUGCUAGUGAUCCAGGGGCGUGAGGACAGGUCACCACCGACGAAGAUAUUCCACUGGCGCCAUGCCUCCGUUCCUUCGUUUCUGCAGGAGUGACGGCGACGAACAAUAUUCCACUCCUGUGAUCCUCUCCAUGCCCUCAUUUGUUCCUGUAGCCUAGAGUGACAGAGAGGAUCCUACAGAUUCCAUUCCCGUGAUCCUCUCCCAAGUACCAGUACUUGGGGCAGUGAUCCUUAUAUGGGAGACUUGUUGAAGACAGUUCUCAGCUCGUGUGUGAAAGACGAGUCCCCGGCUUACGAGAGGAAGUCAGCUGUCUCUGGGAGGCGCAAGAGCCUCAAUAAGUAAUGCAGUUGGGGGAUAUUGAUCUUCAGAAGAAGCAGGAACCCCUUCAGCAUCACUGGCCUGUGGAUCUCUGGUAGGAGUGGGAAUCUCUCAGUCUUUCGCAGUAUUGAUCUUCAGUUUCAGUAACGCCAUCCACCUACAGAAGCAGUGGAUCUCUGGGCACUACAGGAACCUCAACACACUUCACAGGAUCAGAAAGUGGAUCGUCAGGAGAUGCAGGAACCCCAUCUUCCGCGGCGGCAGUACCCUAUGGAUCUCCGAAAAGUGCAGAAAUCCCCCUCCGGCAUGUGCUGGGAGGGGGAAGCGGUGUGUGUGUGCGUGUAGUGUUCGUGGAUGACAUCAUCCAGAGGGAGCACAACUGCCGCCUCCAGUGAUACACUUGAUCGUGCCUUAAGAACUUAUGUUAAGUUGUUGUUAUCUGUUGAGAUGUUGCCUUAUUUACAACAAUGUUUGUUUCCCUCUCCAUCAGUGGCUUGGGAACGUUGUAUUAUCAACUUCAGAUAUGACCAUAUAUUUCUGAAUUAUAGUUAUAUUUUUAUA
Messenger RNA from Cherax quadricarinatus, 2882 nucleotides. Its product is annotated as protein phosphatase 1 regulatory subunit 12B. NCBI's taxonomy places the organism in Eukaryota, Metazoa, Arthropoda, Malacostraca, Decapoda, Parastacidae. The record is from RefSeq and is a predicted model, not a curated record. Gene Ontology annotation, biological process: positive regulation of protein catabolic process; protein ubiquitination. Gene Ontology annotation, molecular function: protein binding.